This is a messenger RNA of Ostrea edulis (European flat oyster), 7617 nucleotides long. RefSeq lists its product as uncharacterized. The transcript is spliced from 15 exons. Bases 1224 to 5219 code for a protein of 1331 amino acids. The record is from RefSeq and is a predicted model, not a curated record. Gene Ontology annotation, molecular function: protein binding. Lineage: Eukaryota; Metazoa; Mollusca; Bivalvia; Ostreida; Ostreidae.
CACUGCAUGCAUAUUUGGUAAGAUUUGAUAGAAAAUUUCUAUUGCAUUAUUUGUAUAUAUUUAUCCAUAAUUCAAUGAAAUUUCCAAUCAAUCAUGUUCACAUUUUCAAACUGAAGCAUUGAAACAGAGCAGUUUUCUGUGCAUAUAGAGGUUUAAAGUGAAUAAGUUCUUUAUAGUCGAAGUUCAAUGUCUUUAAUUUUUUAACAGUGUUGAGGAAAUCGUGUUUACCAAUACCUGGGAAAUUGUUUUGAUGGGAGGUUUAUACAGAGAUAAAGCAGGUGGGGGCUUAGUAGUUUAUCAUAUUGAACAGAUAAACAUAUUCAGUUUCUGUUCAAAGGUCUUCACACCUUCUUCAGUAAUGACUUUGUAGGGAGAUUGCAUGUUUGGUUCUGUGUUUUUUAUUUGUUUUUUGUUUUUGGUUAUAUAUGCUCUUUUUGCAGGGGGUUACUAUGUCAGUUGCACAGUUAAUACACAGCUAAGUGCUAUAGUAUAUCCAUUUGAUGGAUUUCAAGUGUUAUUGUUAUAUUGUGUUUUGUGUUUGAUUUAAUUAACUAUUGUUUUUGUAUUUUCUGCAUCAGUUAUUAGUCCCAAUUAUGUCCAAAUUCAGAGAAAUUAACUUUUAAGAUAGGGUACGUUUGAUUUCAAUGAAUAUAGAUUAGUAGGUAUUGAAUUUAUAAUUGUCAGAAUUAAGGUACCACUGUAAAUGUAUUGUACGUGUCUCCCUUAAAUGAUGAGACCUGUUUAAACGCAAAUUUAGUUAUCAGUUUAAGCUACUUCAAUGGGAAGGUGUGACUGGCUUUGAGUAUACUUGAACAGUACAAUGUAUCACAUUUCAGACAAUUUAUCUAUAGCUAGUAUAUAAACUUGAAUGUUGAGCCUUUGGGGAUUUUCUGUCCACUUGAACAUGUUAAUUCUUUCCCAACUGUACUGGGAAUCAACAAAUUUCAAUCUAAUUUAUCGGUGUGUUUUGUUACAGUGAUAGGCAAUUUUUUUUUCUAUGUUCUUAUAGUUACUGUUGAAAUUCUUGGACAGCAUAAGUUUCAAACGGGUAGAUUGUGAAUUAAUUCAAAGUGUUUGAUUGCAUUGCCAAUUAAAUGGUCCUUAGCAGUUCAGGAUUCUUGAAUUGUUUAUCGGGCCACCUGAGGACUAUGUUGUUUUCAGCGAGAAGUCAUGAUUAACAGAUGAUGCUUAAGGAGGAAUGAGGAUGUUGGGACAGAAGCUGCAUGUUUGGUCCUUCUACUGUGCUUGAAUCACAAGAGGAUGCAAAGUUAAGCCAAAUUCUGUCCAAGCAAAGACAGCACAAGGAACAGCUUCACCAAGGCAGACAGCUUUCAUCGCCAGAGCCUCCUCAUCAUCUGACCUCAAGUCACCACUCCACCCCUCCUGAACAGCAAACUCAUUCUAGUGUUUCCUUCUCUACGCAAGAACAAAACACAGGUGUCAGCACACUUGAUUUUCCAGUUGAUUUGGUUGGAAGAGCUGCCGGUUCUAGGUAUGGGAUAGACCGAGUCCCUCUACAAGCCUGGAGCAGUUCCAAUGACAGAAGUACGUCUCUCGGCCUUCAGAAAGGAACUUAUUCUACAGACCAUCAAGGAAGCUGGCAUUUGCAAAAUGUUGGUGUAGAUGCAGAUAAUGAUGCAAAGAGUCAUUCUAGUCUUUUGGAAUCGGAAUCAACAUAUAUACCUCUAGAGAUUGCCUCAACCCCGAAUCGACCAAUGACUGCCCCAGCAGUUACGAGUUCUGCCCCUCUAAAUAACUAUCCAUUUUACAUGCAGACGGACAAUAGACCUGCAACAUCUGCAGAAACUCGUUAUGAUGCAUACGAUCGUCGUCCAAUCAAACCUCUUAAUACUGAUGUGUUCAAGGGAAUUAGGCACAAUUUUCAAGUGUCCCCACCUACGCAAUCUGGCAAUGAACCGGCACUGGGAACAAAGAAGAAAACUCCGCCCACAGCACAAGCACAUGAUUAUGACACUAGUCAGGAAGCGUCGCAAAGUGAACAAAUUUUGAAUCCUACAAAAGAGAAUAUUCCUGUGGAGGAAAUAUCGAACAUUAAGGAUAUAUCAAAGGAUCGUAGGUCCUCAGCCAGACGCAGUACUUCUCAGAGGUCAGAUGGAAAGUCCUUGCAAAGAAAGAAAGACAGUGAACGAUCUGAUCGCAGUAGUAUACCAGUGUCUAAUAAAACUAGUGGCAAUAUAUCACGCACACAUUCAGACUACACACCCGGGCGGUAUGCCCCACGCAAACAUUCGGAACAAAGUGGGAAUUCUUCUAAUAAAUCCAGAAGGAGAGAUUCUAAGUCAAAGGGAAAUAGAGAUUCUGGAGUAUUUUCCAGGCCCAGCAGUGAUGCCAUACUGGACACAGACCAUCGGGCAGCCACAUUAAUACAGGCCACAUGGCGGGGAUACUGGGCUCGAGAGCACAACCCUGAGGUCGUCUCAGUACGCAAAGAGAUGCGGGCUCGCAGAGCGGAAGAUCACAUCGUGGUACUCCGGGCAGAAUUAGAUAGGCAGCGAAAGUUAUAUGAUGAGGAACGGCACAUGAGGGCCCUACAAAUGGAAGCCAUUCGAUGUUUGUGGAAGGAAGUGCAAUCCCUCCAAAACUGGAAGUCUGAAGUCCUCAACACACAUCAAUUUAAGAACACCGUGGAUUCCAGUCACCAAGACGACAGUUACAACUACAGCCAGGAGAUUCAGAACACUUUAGAGAGGGUAGGGGUUCGGCAUGGAGACAGCGGGAAGAUAGGUUACUCAGUGGAGGAUGAGCGACAGAGGGAACUAGAGAGGACAUGUGCCAGUCUGCAAAAUCAGGUGGCACAGCUGUCUCAGGCUCUGCAGUCUGUAUCCAGUGUUGUUUUCCAAAGUGGCAUCAUGACAGCAGGCAUGGACUCCAUCAACAAUGACGUGGAGCAGACAUUGUUGGUGACAGGGUAUGAGGAGGAGGAGAGCUCCAGCUGUGAGGAGAUGAGCUUUACUGGUUCCAAGUGGGCCACAGUUCCUCAUUCGCUCUCUCCCUACCCCUCUGAAGAAGAGGAACAGUACUUUUAUUCCUUCCCUCAGCUGGGCUGCCCCACCCCUCCUCGAAAUCUGCAUAUGGAGCACAAGGGAGAGAACUCCAUUGUCAUAUCAUGGGGUUCAUCUAAAAUAUUAGACUCCUCAUUUAAGGAAGUGAACAAGCCACUCCUUGGCUACAGAGUAUAUGUGGAUGACAAACCUGCAGCCAUGAUAAAUGGUCUGUCUGCCCUAGUCCAUGGCCUUAACCCUCAAGUAACUUACAAGAUUUAUGUAAAAGCAGUGUCUUCACUUGGAGAAUCCAACUCGUCUGACAUUUUGAUGGCUGCCAUGUCUCAAGCUGCACGUGUACGCACCUCUAGUACAGACAGUAACAGAACAGACAGUGAUCACGAUUCUACAGAGAGUUCAGACUUAGCUCGACGAAGAAAGGAGAAUCACCAGAGACAGAAACGCAGAAUUAAAUCUCCUCGCCAGGACAAGAGACAGUCCAGCAGAAAAGGGUCCAGUGCCAGUGAUCAAGAUAGACCCCCAUCUAGGUCUGAAAAAUCAAAGUCAAAUAUCGGUGCGAAUGGUGUUUUCAAGCAGCCAAAAAUUCACAUGAGGCCAAGCAGCAGAGAUUCAUCUCGGGUGCCAGAGUUGCAUGCUGAGCCACAGUAUUCAGACUCUGUCCAAGGCCUUCCUCAACCUAGUGAGUCAAAACGGUCCCCACAAGCAGGAAGUCAGAACAAAGGACCUUCUACCUCACAAAUGUCAGAGACUUUUACUGUUGAAUCUUCUGAGUCAUUGUUAAUGGCUAUCUCUAGAGCACAGAGUAGCUUAGGGAUGAAUGAGUCAAGCGAUCAGUCUGUAAAAACGCAUAGAAGGAAACGUAGUAAAGACUUAAAGACAUAUGAAUUACAGGAUGAUGAUGUUAAUCAGAAUCAAGGAAGUCCGAGUGCAGGGAGUGUUCAUUUUCAGAAUGUCAUGGACCAGUGUUCCAAAGUUGGAGGUGACAAAGACAAUAUGAAUAAAAGUGUGGAUAUACCAAGAGAGAAAACUCAGACUCAUCGAAGAACUCGGAGUAAAGACUAUGAAUGGAGAAAAGAGAUUGAUCUGUCUGGUCACACAAGGGAUCCAGAGAGGAAGGAAGUGAAGAAGGCUUGGGUGAAAGAUUCUCCAACGGGUGAAGUGCAUGGGAUUCCUAUCAUUGACGCAAGUAAAAGACACUCUUCUGGCAGUAGGCCAAGUAGUCCUGCACCUUCUGAUACUUCAGAAAAAUCAGAUAAGAAAAGAACUGUUGCAGAACUUCUAGAAAAAUUUUCCAGUAAAGGCAGUACAAAUUUUGGUACAAAUUCAUUAGGAACAGAAGGUAGUGAUCAACAUGCUAGCUUGCCUCCAAGGUCGAGAAGGACAAACAGCAAUGAAGACGUAAGUGCCAUGCCUGAAAGUAGAAGAACUCCCACCAAGAACAUGUCUCCAUCUUACACAGAAAGACGGAGAACUCCUUCCAAUGGGUCUGAGAGUGAUGCAUCAGAACUUUCAAGCUCUUCUGCUGCCAGACAGCUAGAUAUGGACAGGAAACCGGGACCAGGAAGCACAGGGAUAAACAAACUUUUACAAAAACUACAGAACUUCUCAAAGAGUCAGGAGGAAUCCCUACAGAACCGAGCCCAGAAAAUGAAGAAGAAGUCCACAUCUGAAAGUCCGGGAAUCGAGGAAGAACAUCGUCGUCCCCGAAGGAUCAGUGGGGGCAGCGAAGGAGACUCGGUAUCAGAGAGGACUAUCCAUCAGAGUGAUAGUUCUUCACAGUCGGAUGAUCCGCAACUCAACAGAAAACCUUAUAAGACCCACAAAAGAUCUGGCUCAGACCAGAAAGUGACUGUCUCUCACCACCACCAAUCAUCUGCACCUCCCACCCCCUCCCAUCGCUCCACCCACAGCACCAGCAGCAGGUUUGAGGACUACACCCCAAGACCAGGGUCUAAUGUCAAACGUACUGCAUCAUUCCAUGGGGUAACACCUUCACCCCAUAAGGUGGUUCAACCAAGAAGAAGUGGCUCAGAUGAAAAUUUGUAUGAUAAGGCGCAGGAACAAACACCACCUGAUAUGUUCACGACAGGAAACUUUAGCCGCAAACAAAGACAAGACAAACAGAGUGGUAUAAAUCUUCAUCACAUUCCGAUUCUCUCUGGAGCCCAGCUACAAAAACAGCAAAAACCAACGUAACAAGACCAACAUUGACAUGUACCAUGUAUAUGUGAAAAUAUGUGCAAAGGAACAUUUUUGAAAUACUUGAUAGCAAUGUAGUACAUUGUCAAGUGUCAUUAUUCUGACGUAGUCCAGAUACAUUAUACUGGUACUGAAUCCGUCUGAUGUAGUCCAGAUACUUUAUACUGGUACUGAAUCCGUCUGUCGUAAUCCAGAUACUUUAUACUGGUACUGAAUCCGUCUGACGUAGUCCAGAUACAUUAUACUUGUACUGAAUCCGUCUGACGUAGUCCAGAUACUUUACACUGGUACUGAAUCCGUCUGAUGUAGUCCAGAUACUUUAUACUUGUACUGAAUCCGUCUGACGUAGUCCAGAUACAUUAUACUUGUACUGAAUCCGUCUGACGUAGUCCAGAUACAUUAUACUUGUACUGAAUCCGUCUGACGUAGUCCAGAUAGUUUAUACUUGUACUGAAUCCGUCUGACGUAAUCCAGAUACUUUAUACUUGUACUGAAUCCGUCUGACGUAAUCCAGAUACUUUAUACUUGUACUGAAUCUGUCUAACGUAGUCCAGAUACUUUUAAUGUAUUGGACUCAGCACAAUCUCUCUUGAUUUAAGGAGGUACUCUAUAUCAUCAUAAUGGCUGACUUCCUUUUUGGAUGAAAAUAUAACUAUCAGCAAUAUUUGCCUAUUCAUUUAAAAAAUCAUUGCCUAGCUUAGUCGCUUUAUAGGUUAGCACGUCGACUGCUGAAUUGUAGAUUGCAGGUUCGAAUCCAACAGGGGUUUUUAAUUCUUUUCAGAUUGCUUUCUACUAAAACUGCAUUUUUUGACUAAAUAAAGUAGAUUUGAAAGUUUUCAAUUUCAAAAUAUUGUUGUACAUAUCCUCCACUUUUCAUCCAUAUCAAAUUUCUCUGGUGUAGCAUACCUCCUUAUCAGAAAAACUUUUUUUAUAAUUAGCAGGUUAAUUAAGUUUAAAACUGAUUAAUUCACUACUUAGAUAUUCGAGUAGAUCUUUUGGUGCACUGAUCUACAUGGAGCUAAGAGAUGUAUAUAAGCCCAUACUUUUGGAAGAUUGCAUUAUAUUCAUGAAAUCGUGUUGUAGAGGUAUACGUUUUAAUCUAAGUCAUGAAACGCUACACAAGUUCAUUAAUUAAGCAAGAGACAUGUAAUAAGUAUUGUUUUGUGUUCAGUUGUAUGUAACGUAGAACAAGUAUUUGUUGAGCUGUGUUUCAAUAUUGUAAAUUUUAACAUACUGUUUGUGGAAUAAAGCUGCGUUUUGAACGAGGUAACUUGCAUUAUAUAUAUAAGUUUGAGUGUAAUUUGCGGUGAUUACAAUAUCAGGAGAGUCAUCACUGCCUUGUAGAUUUUUAUUUUAUAUUUCUAAGAUAUGUCUCAGACUAUUUGGCAUUGCAAUGCAUAUAACAGUGCUUUCAAGAUUUUUCUCUCCUUUUUUUUGCGCGUUGUUGUAUUUAACAUGUUUAACAUAUUAUAUUUUGUGUUCUGUCCUUGUGCUAAUGAUUUAUGACGGUUAAACUAUUAAUGUAUUUCUUGAUGUCAUUGUGAAAAUUAAUUUCUAAGUACAUUAAGGAUAAGUGUAUUUAUUUCGUCAUUUCACAAUAGGAUGUGUAUGUCAGCAGUUGUAUUCCAGCUAAUAUGAAACUUCAUUUAAUUAAAUAAGAGAGUUAAGGAAGUAAACGAUUUGCCAGACAAGUAAAUUGUGAUAGAGUAACUCUGUGAUAUUUGAUAAUUUCAUCUUCCGUAUUGUCAAAGACAGUAUUUCUCAGAUUUUCAUCUGAAGAGAAAUUUUCAUAUGGGGAAAAUUUCUCCAAGUGCAUUUUAAGCACUCGGGAUGAGCAUGUUUUAAGAUAAAACUCAUUUGAUCAUGUACAUGUAUGAAGUCAAAUACACUUGCCGAAUAUUAUUUACAACUAACAUUUAGUGCGUGUCUUAUUUUUUAAAUUAGUUGUAAGAAUAAAUUCUUCCCUAGACUUAUUCAUCAAAAAAUCAUACCAUUAAACAUAUAAAGGAAUAAGGCAUAUUAGGAAUUUAUUUUUUAAGGCAUGCCAUUAAAUGAAAAGUUCUGUUCAUAAGCGUUUAUCAGCAUAACGAAGAGUUAGGAGCUCGGUCUGCAUGUACUCCAAUGCAUUGUUACUUUUCCAUGGAGUAAAAAGUUGUCAAAUUGACAUGAGUUUGGAGUAAAAGUCUUGUAAAUAAUCCUGUUGGCAGAACUAUUAUGUAAAAGAAAAACGUACUAAUAAUUGUAGUAAAUGGAUUUAUUUUAUUGUUUGUUUUUUGAAAUGCAUUUAUAUCCAUGUAUACGUAUGUAUGUUGCUGUUUUGUCAUUUUCAGGUGAAACAGAUCCGCAAUUUACAUGUAUUGAAAUGUAUGCUUCAGAAUAAAUUUACGAAAAUUAA